This is a messenger RNA of Gambusia affinis (western mosquitofish), 1370 nucleotides long. It is a transcript of the gene nubp1, whose product is annotated as nucleotide binding protein 1 (MinD homolog, E. coli). NCBI's taxonomy places the organism in Eukaryota, Metazoa, Chordata, Actinopteri, Cyprinodontiformes, Poeciliidae. Gene Ontology annotation, molecular function: 4 iron, 4 sulfur cluster binding; ATP-dependent FeS chaperone activity; ATP hydrolysis activity. Gene Ontology annotation, cellular component: cytosol. The transcript is spliced from 10 exons. Gene Ontology annotation, biological process: iron-sulfur cluster assembly. The record is from RefSeq and is a predicted model, not a curated record. Bases 53 to 1021 code for a protein of 322 amino acids.
UGCGGAACCUUUGAAGGGGAAGAAUGUGUCGGAAGGACACGGUCAGGCAAAGAUGGCAGACGUACCAGAAAACGCUCCAGAACACUGCCCAGGCACGUCAAGUGAGGAAGCAGGAAAGUCUGCAUCAUGCCAGGGCUGCCCCAACCAGCAGCUGUGUGCCUCUGGCGCUACCAAGGCCCCAGACCCUGCUAUUGCAGAAAUAGGGGAGAAACUGUCAGUGGUCAAACACAAGAUCCUGGUGUUGUCAGGGAAAGGAGGAGUUGGGAAAAGCACCUUCAGCGCUCUCCUGGCCCACGCUCUGGCAAGUGACAGCACCAAGGAGGUUGCAUUACUGGAUGUGGAUAUCUGUGGUCCAUCCAUUCCAAGGAUCAUGGGCCUAGAAGGAGAACAAGUUCAUCAGAGUGGCUCUGGCUGGUCUCCUGUGUACGUCGACGAUAACUUGGCGGUUAUGUCAAUCGGCUUCCUUCUCAGCAGUCCUGACGAUGCUGUGAUCUGGAGAGGGCCAAAGAAAAAUGGAAUGAUCAAGCAGUUUUUGCGGGACGUCGACUGGGGACAACUGGAUUACCUAGUUGUAGAUACUCCACCCGGCACCUCUGAUGAGCACCUGUCAAUAGUUCAGUAUCUCAGCUCCACCAAUGUGGAUGGAGCUGUCAUCAUCACCACACCUCAGGAGGUCUCGCUGCAGGACGUCCGAAAAGAGAUCAGGUUCUGUCAGAAGGUUAAGCUGCCCAUCAUCGGAGUCGUGGAGAACAUGAGCGGCUUUGUGUGUCCCAAAUGCAAGAACACUUCGCAGAUCUUUCCCCCCUCCAGUGGCGGUGCAGAGAAAAUGUGCGCCGACCUUAAUCUGCCUCUGUUAGGCAAGGUGCCACUUGACCCAAGGAUAGGACGGAGCUGCGACGAGGGCAAAUCUUUCCUCCAAGAAGUCCCCGACUCUCCUGCAGCUGAUGUCUACCGCAGGAUUGUGCAAAGUAUCCAGGACUACUGCUCCAACAGAGCGAGUGAUGUGCAGAAUGCAACAUGACCCCCAAGACCGAAGCAGAUCACAAGAGAGUAGUAGGGACCUGGAGAGCAAACACACACAAGAACGCUUCUGACACUGACAUCAUAGCUGCAGUUUUAGUCUGAACUAUUCUCAAUAGCAGACUUUUUUAUUAUUAUUAUUAUUAUUAUUAUUAUUAUUAUUGUCAGAAACUUUGAUUCGUGUGUAUAGAUUUGAUUCGACCUCAUUGCGCUCUCCUUCCUCCAACUAAAACACAGAUAUGUCAUGUAGAAGCACAAAUCCGACAAACAACUUUGAAUGAAUACCAACUGAAUGCAUUUCCACUUUUUGAUAAAGAAAUAAAGCUUGUCACAAAAAAUAAAUCUCAAAA